Radiomyces spectabilis is the source of this 642-nucleotide messenger RNA. RefSeq names its product HAUS augmin-like complex subunit 6 N-terminus-domain-containing protein. Lineage: Eukaryota; Fungi; Mucoromycota; Mucoromycetes; Mucorales; Radiomycetaceae. Gene Ontology annotation, biological process: spindle assembly. The transcript has 4 exons. Gene Ontology annotation, molecular function: microtubule binding. Gene Ontology annotation, cellular component: mitotic spindle microtubule; HAUS complex. Bases 104 to 628 code for a protein of 174 amino acids. The record is from RefSeq and is a predicted model, not a curated record.
GCCGACCAUGGAUGAGACUGUGUUUUUGAAUAUGUGGGUGGCUCCAAUUAUGCGGAGGGAUUCAAGCGAGUUGUGUUCUUUGGCUUUUAGGGCUUGUUGAUUCAUGGCGAAUGCUACUGCUUCCGCUUUCCUACACAACCUGGAUUGUCUAGGAUUUCGCCCAAGCCUUCACGCCAAAGGUGCAUUUGCCAAUAUUUCCUUCACUGCCGAUAUUUUCACGCGCCUCGCCGACAACAAUAAAGCCUUUGAAGCAACCAGCCAUUUUUUGUUCGAAAAGCUGAAUCCAGCACGAGCCCGUACGCAUUUUCGCCAUUGUUGGCCUAUUAUUCAUUACACUUCCCAAUCGCGCUUGUAUCGCUUGGCCGCAUUUCAUUGGCUACAGGAACUCAAACGUCAAAACCACUUACCCGCUCACAUCCUCUUGCGCCGCAGUUACCUCGAAGACUGUCACGGUCAACACAUGAACGAUCUCAUGCUCGCAUUCUCCAAUUAUGUUUUGAAAGCCGUUCAAGAACGCAAAAAAGCUCACACAACUUUCGUGCCAUCCAUCGAUGCCUCAGGGACGGGUGAUAAAGAUACUGGAAUAAAACAGACAACGAUUCCUUCAAGUGCAAAAGACAGGAAUUAAAUCAACCUUGUUCA